Cinclus cinclus is the source of this 2613-nucleotide messenger RNA. It is a transcript of the gene SH3RF1, whose product is annotated as SH3 domain containing ring finger 1. Gene Ontology annotation, molecular function: protein binding; metal ion binding. Bases 1 to 2613 code for a protein of 870 amino acids. The record is from RefSeq and is a predicted model, not a curated record. NCBI's taxonomy places the organism in Eukaryota, Metazoa, Chordata, Aves, Passeriformes, Cinclidae. The transcript has 11 exons.
AUGGAUGAAUCGGCUUUGCUGGAUCUGUUGGAGUGUCCUGUUUGCUUAGAACGCCUUGAUGCUUCUGCGAAAGUCCUGCCUUGCCAGCACACGUUUUGUAAACGCUGCCUGCUGGGCAUUGUGAGCUCUCGCAAUGAGCUGCGAUGUCCCGAGUGCCGGACUUUAGUGGACUGCGGUGUUGACGAACUUCCCAGUAAUAUUUUGCUCGUUAGACUACUGGAUGGCAUCAAACAGAGGCCUCGGAAACCCGGCGGUGGGACUGCUGGCACAAACGCUCUAAGGGUCCCCAUCAGCACUGCAACUAAUUGCGGAUCAAAGGACCUGCAGAGCUCGCAGGCUGGACAGCAGCAAAGGGUGCAAGCACGCAGCCCUCCUGUUAGGGGUGUACCUCAAUUACCAUGUGCCAAAGCAUUGUACAACUACGAGGGAAAAGAACCUGGAGAUCUUAAAUUCAGUAAAGGAGACAUCAUCAUUUUACGUCGACAGGUGGAUGAAAAUUGGUAUCAUGGAGAAGUCAAUGGCAUCCAUGGCUUUUUUCCUACCAAUUUUGUUCAGAUUAUUAAGCCUUUACCUCAACCUCCGCCUCAGUGCAAAGCACUUUAUGAUUUUGAAGUAAAAGACAAGGAAGCAGAUAAAGACUGUUUACCAUUUGCAAAGGAUGAUGUUCUGACUGUAAUUCGCCGUGUGGAUGAAAACUGGGCUGAAGGAAUGCUGGCUGACAAGAUAGGAAUAUUUCCAAUUUCAUAUGUUGAGUUUAACACAGCAGCCAAACAGUUGAUAGAAUUGGACAAGCCCUCAGGUUCUGCUGUUGACUCUGGAGAAGGUACCUCUGGGGCAGCCCACAACAAUUCAACCCAAAAGCACACCGAUACUAAGAAAAAUACCAAAAAACGACACUCUUUUACCUCCCUCACCAUGUCCAACAAGGCUUCACAGUCUUCUCAGAAUCGCCACUCCAUGGAAAUCAGUCCUCCUGUCCUCAUCAGCUCCAGCAACCCAACAGCAGCAGCUCGCAUAAGUGAGCUGACAGGACUGUCCUGCAGUGCCCCCUCUCAGGUUCAUAUUGGCACUACAGGGCUGAUUGUGACUCCACCCCCCAGCAGCCCAGUCACAACAGGACCUUCCUUCACCUUCCCCUCAGAAGUUACCUACCAAGCUGCUCUUGGUAAUAUGAAUCCCCCACUUCCACCACCACCUCUCUUGUCUGCUGCAAUCAUUGCAUCGGCCACUUCUGGACCUCAGUCUACAAGUGUCAUACAAAGGUCUGCAUCAGGAUCAAGUGACCAAGUGGCACAUUUGCGACCACAAGCUCGUCCAAGUGUAUAUAUUGCUAUCUACCCCUACACUCCUCGAAAAGAAGAUGAACUGGAACUGAGGAAAGGAGAAAUGUUCCUAGUGUUUGAACGCUGCCAAGAUGGCUGGUUCAAGGGAACUUCCAUGCACACAAGCAAGAUUGGUGUUUUUCCUGGAAAUUAUGUGGCUCCAGUAACAAGGACAGUGACAAGUGCAUCACAAACAAAAGUUCCCAUGUCUACUGCUGGCCAAACAGGACGAGUGGUGACUAUGGUCAGCCCUUCCACUGCUAGUGGAACAUCCCAGAAGCUCCAGGGGAAUGGUGCGUCAGUUAACUCCAGCACAGUACCCACAGCAGUGGUUUCUGCAGCACAUGUCCAAACCAGUCCACAAACCAAGGUCCUUAUGCAUGUGACAGGACAAAUGACAGUCAACCAGGCUCGAAAUGCAGUUAGAACAGUUGCCUCACAUAGUCAAGAAAGACCUACGGCAGCAGUCACACCCAUACAAGCACAAAGUCCAACAUGCCUUAUUCCUGCAGCUGUGAUCAUUCCCCACCACUCUGUUGCCUCCCAGCAGCUCCAGCCCCAGCUUCCAAAUACUGCUGCUUAUGUCACGGCUGUGAAUGUGAACCGCUCAGCCAUCCCACUGGCAUGUACAGCAGCUUCUUUGAAUUCUAACAUUGCUGCUUCAUCUUUGGAGGGAGAUAUCAGUGGAAAAACAGCAAACACUCACCCUGGAGCUCCUGCAUCUCCCGAGGGUGCUUUAACAGCUGGUGGAAAUGCUGCUGUCAGUAAAACAGAUAAGGAUGGCAAGAAAGAAAAAAAAGGUUUGCUGAAACUACUUUCUGGAGCAUCCACUAAACGCAAGCCUCGACUGUCCCCCCCAGCGUCCCCCACCCUGGAGGCUGAGCAGGCAGCUGCAGAGCUGGCCCUGCAAGGUGCAGUGGGGCCAGAGCUUCCAUCAGCAGGUGCUCACAGCAAGCCUGGCUCCUGUCCUGUUGACAGUGAGGCCUCUGGACUGCCACAGGAGACGCUGCAUCGGAAAGCCACUUCUCUGGAUGCCUCUAUUCCCAUAGCCCCGCCACCUCGGCAGCCUUGCUCAUCGCUGGGGCUGCUCCUCAAUGAAUCCAGGCCUCUUGUGUGUGAAAGGUACAGGGUUGUGGUAUCCUAUCCUCCCCAGAGUGAAGCAGAACUUGAACUUAAGGAAGGUGACAUUGUUUUUGUACACAAAAAACGUGAGGAUGGCUGGUUCAAAGGCACUCUGCAACGAAAUGGAAAGACUGGCCUUUUCCCUGGCAGCUUUGUAGAGAACAUUUGA